This is a messenger RNA of Cavia porcellus (domestic guinea pig), 3512 nucleotides long. RefSeq names its product pyruvate dehydrogenase kinase 4 (gene Pdk4). Gene Ontology annotation, cellular component: mitochondrion. Gene Ontology annotation, molecular function: pyruvate dehydrogenase (acetyl-transferring) kinase activity. NCBI's taxonomy places the organism in Eukaryota, Metazoa, Chordata, Mammalia, Rodentia, Caviidae. The record is from RefSeq and is a predicted model, not a curated record. The coding region runs from base 202 to 1440 and encodes 412 amino acids. The transcript is spliced from 11 exons. Gene Ontology annotation, biological process: protein phosphorylation; regulation of glucose metabolic process.
CGGGCUGGAGCUGGGGAGAAAGGACAGGGGAGCACAUAAAAGGCUGCGCCCUGCGGGUGCUGAGACACACAAAUCUCAGUCCCUGGCCCUGCGACCCACCAAAGGCACCUCCGCAACAGCACCUGAACCCCGCGCUGCUGUGCACCUGUCGCGCACCGUCUCGACUCGAUUCUGCUCCUGGUCUGUUCCAAGGGCGUCAGAAUGAAGGCGGCCCGCUUCAUGAUGCGUAGCGCUGGCUCGCUGGGCAGCGCCAGCCUGGUACCCCGAGAGGUCGAGCUCUUCUCGCGCUACAGCCCCUCCCCGCUGUCCAUGAAGCAGCUGCUGGACUUCGGUUCACACAAUGCAUGUGAAAGGACUUCUUUUGCAUUUUUGAGACAAGAAUUGCCUGUGAGGCUAGCCAAUAUCUUGAAGGAAAUUGAUAUCCUCCCUGAUCGAUUAGUGAAUACCUCUUCAGUACAGUUGGUUAAAAGCUGGUAUAUCCAGAGCCUAAUGGACUUGGUGGAAUUCCAUGAGAAAAAUCCAGAUGACCAAAAAGCCUUAUCAGACUUUGUAGAUACACUCAUCGAAGUUCGAAAUCGACACCAUAAUGUAGUCCCUACAAUGGCACAAGGAAUUAUAGAAUAUAAAGAUGCCUGUACAGUUGACCCAGUCACCAAUCAAAAUCUUCAGUACUUUUUGGAUCGAUUUUACAUGAACCGUAUUUCUACUCGGAUGCUCAUGAAUCAGCACAUUCUUAUAUUUAGUGAUGAGAAGACAGGAAACCCAACCCAUAUUGGAAGCAUUGAUCCAAACUGUGAUGUGGCAGCAGUGGUCCAAGAUGCCUUUGACUGCUCGAAGAUGCUCUGUGAACAGUACUAUUUAACAUCUCCAGAAAUGAAGCUCACACAAGUGAAUGUUAAAUCUCCAGGCCAACCAAUUUACAUCGUAUACGUUCCUUCUCAUCUUCAUCAUAUGCUCUUUGAAUUAUUCAAGAAUGCAAUGAGGGCAACAGUUGAACACCAGGAAAGCUGUCCUUCCCUUACACCAAUUGAAGUGAUUGUCGUCUUGGGAAAAGAAGACCUUACAAUUAAGAUUUCUGACCGAGGAGGUGGUGUUCCCCUGAGGAUUAUUGACCGCCUCUUCAGUUACACAUACUCUACAGCACCAACACCUGUGAUGGAUAAUUCCCGGAAUGCCCCUUUGGCUGGUUUUGGUUAUGGCUUGCCCAUUUCUCGCCUCUACGCCAAAUACUUUCAAGGAGAUCUGAAUCUCUACUCUUUGUCAGGCUAUGGAACAGAUGCCAUCAUCUACUUAAAGGCUUUGUCCUCUGAGUCCAUAGAAAAGCUUCCCGUCUUUAAUAAGUCAGCUUUCAAACAUUACCAGAUGAGUUCUGAAGCUGACGACUGGUGUAUCCCAAGCAAGGAACCAAAAAAUAUGGCAAACCAAAAAGUGGCCAUGUGAAGAGCAACACUCAGGACACUCUAUGGGAUCAAAGUGGGUCUAGGGCAAUUGCUUCUUAAAUGUUCGUGUGUGAAGUCUUGUUUCUGCAGAAACAGAUCACUGCAACAGAAACAUUAAUACCGUGAGAAAUGGUGUUGGUUUCCAUGAUCCAGGAGAAGACAGGACAGAACUGUGGGAGUUAAACAAGGGCCAGAUCUUUGUUCUGUAAUGUAGAAUGACUUCAGUGUACUCAGAUCUUGUUUUCCAUCUCUUAUCAAUAGGAAUGGAGAGGGGGAUGAAAAUGAAGGCAGUUAUUAGCAAUUCCAAUAGAAAGAAAUUUUAGAACAUCCUAUUGUUAUCAAUACUGGUACUUGAUGAAUACCAAGUGUUAAGAUACCAGGAUUUGCCUACCAUGUAAAAGGUGAAGUUUAGUUUACACUACAUAAUUAGAAAUGUAUGUAAAUAUACAUUUCAUAGAUACUAUGUUUAUAUGCUCUAGGGAGAAAAGGAUAGUGACUAAAAUAAUGUUCAUUGUAGUUCAAAGAAGAAGAAUGAGUUAAAAUGUUUUAUUCAGUUUCAGCUAAGACGUUGGACCUGUGUAAAAACUCAGAAGAAGACCUCUUCUGAUCAUUACUGCUCCUUUAUUAUGCUGCUUUUUCUAUUAAUAUUUCAUGCAGUAAACCAAUGCUUAUUGCCAGGUGCCCAGUCUUGGGUGAGUUGUUAAAGGUACACUGAAUUCAGGAAGUCGGAGAUUAGAGAGAGAAAAGGAUUGUCAGAGUGAUAGCAAUGCUACACCUUACCUUAUUUUGCUCAUAAAUGAAACAGUAGGUUGGAAAGCUAUUGUUAGGGAAAGAUUUCUCCUAUUUGAUACCUAAAUGUAGUGGAGUUUAGAAGUGUUCUGUAACGGGAAGUGAUGAAAAUGCAAAGGCAUCCAUUCCUUAAACUUUCAAAAUUGUAUUUUUGCUACAUUUGAUUAUAUUGUAUACACUCCACCAUUAACAUGGCUGUUAAACAUGUUUUAACUGUUAUACGGCCCAAGAGCAUUAGACAUUAUAUACAUUUUUGAGCAUUUUUAAAAGUCAGAUAGCCUGGGAAGAAAAAGUUCUCAUGCCCACAAUGCUUUCAUCUGAGAAUAGCUGAGGCUGAGAGGUCAGGAAUGAAAGCUGACAUGCAAAUGGUACUUUGGAGAAUUGAAGUAGACCAUGCAGGUCUUCAGACUAUUCGUGUCCAAAUUGUUCUCAGAUAAGAAGUGAAUAAAGAACUUAAAGACACAAGGGAAAGAGAAAAGGAGGAAAUCAAAAGGCAGGCAUCUAUCUAUCUCCCCCACAAAUUAUUCCAAGGAUUGAUUUGUAUUUAUAUGAAUGAACCAUGGACAAGAGGAUGGAUUGGUGUCUUUCAAAGCAGUAUGCCUUCCUUUAAUGGCUUCCACACUUAUAAGAGAAUAGACUUAUGAUGAGAGAAUGGGUUCAUCUGUGUCAAAUUACAUCUAAACUGACACACAGGAAGAAACUUAGAAUUUUCUGCAUUGUUCAGCAUUUGUUUGUAUGUUGAAUUUAACAUCUGUGUUUAAUUUUGUGAUGACCUAGAUGCUAGGUCUUAGAGUUAUGGUGCUUCUGGUUGUGGCAAUAGAGACCUCAACCCUUUGUUGUGAAUUUCAGAUAUUCAGAAGUCCUCAACAGUGACUUUUCUUGAUGGUGGGACUUUGACUUGUGCACUUGGUGAUUACACAAAGCUGUUUGUCUCUUGCUUUGGUUUUUGAAUGAAAUUUGAGCAAAAUAUUUUUGUAUGUAAAUAUUUGUAGUUACCAAAGUUUUAGAGCAGUUAAUUAAUUGACCUAAACACUGCAAACUAUCUUUAAAAUAUUAAAUCGUGAAUAAAAAAGAAAAGUUAGCAAUUCAUGUUCAUCAACUAUGUAAAUAAACAAAAUGUCUACUUUGGUAUUUGUGGACUAGAUAAAAGACCCUUUGAAUUCUAAUGAAUGGUUACUAAGUGCUCAGACCCACUUAAAUUAUUAAUGUAUGACUUCUGUUCUUGUCUUUCAGUUAUGUACAGAGAAAUGAGAUAAUUUUUAUAAUAAAUAUUUUUAGUAUUAA